AUGUCCUCCACAGUGAACAACGGGGCGGCCAGCAUGCCGUCCCCGCCCGACGCGGCGAACGGCUUUCCGCAGCCGGGCGCUUCGUCGGGGGCCUGGCCGCGGGCGGAGGAGGAGCUGCGCGCCGCGGAGCCCGGCCUAGUGAAGCGCGCGCACCGCGAGAUUCUGGACCACGAGCGCAAGCGGCGCGUGGAGCUCAAGUGCAUGGAGCUGCAGGAGAUGAUGGAGGAGCAAGGGUACUCAGAGGAGGAGACCCGGCAGAAGGUCAGGACUUUCCGGCAGAUGCUGAUGGAGAAGGAGGGAAUGCUCACCAGGGAGGACCGGCCUGGGGGCCACGUCGUGGCGGAGACCCCGCGGCUGAUCGAGGGCACCGAGCCGGGCCUGGAGUACGCGCCCUUCGACGAGGACGACGGCCCGGUGGACUGCGGCUGCCCGGCCGCCUGCUACCGGGGGCACCGGGGGUACAGGACCAAGCACUGGUCCAGCAGCUCGGCGUCGCCCCCUCCCAAGAAGAAGAAGAAAAAGAAAGGCGGCCACCGGAGAAGCCGCAAAAAGAGGAGACUAGACUCCGAGUGCAGCUGUGGGAGCUCCUCACCCCUGCGCAAGAGGAAGAAGAAUGUGAAGAAACACCGCCGAGACAGGUCCGAUUCUGGGUCCCGGAGGAAGAGACGGCACAGAUCUCGAAGCCCCAAGAGCAAAAGAAAAGAAAAGAACAAAGAAAGGAAGAGGCCACAUGCAGAGUCCCCAGGCCGGAGGUCCCAUCGCCACAGCAGCGGCAGCCCCCACAGUCCCUCACUGUCCUCCCAUUACAGUGAUUCCAGAUCACCCAGCAGGCUGAGUCCCAAGCACCGAGACGACGGGCGGAAGACGGGCAGCCAGCGGUCCAGCGGGAGCCGGUCUCCUUCCCCGUCCGGCGGCAGCGGAUGGGGGUCACCCCAGCAGAACGGCGGCAGCAGGCAGCGCAGCGGAGCUCACGGGGGCCGCCCCGGCUCGGCGCACAGCUCGCUCGAUAAGCCCAGCUCGCCCUCGCCCAGGGCCCGCGACCAGGCGGAGGCCGGCGUAGCCACGCCGCCCGCGCGUGGGAAGGAGAGCCCGAGCCCGCGCUCGGCGCCGUCGUCGCAGGGCAGAGGAGGCCGCGCGGCCGGCGGGGCGGCCAGGCGGCGGCGGCGGCGGAGGCGGAGGCGGAGGCGGAGGCGGCGGCGCUCGCGGUCCUCGGCGUCCGCGCCCCGCCGCAGGGGCCGCCGGCGCGCCCGGCCCGCGCCGCCCCGGGGCUCGUCGCGCUCGCUCAGCAGGGCCCGCUCCAGCAGCGACUCGGGCGGCGGCGACCCCGGCCCCGGGCCCGAGCCCGGCUCCGAGCGAGGUCACGGCGGGCACGGGAAACGGGCCAAGGAGCGGCCCCCGCGCGCCCGGCCCGCCAGCACCUCCCCGUCCCCGGGCGCGCACGGCAGGCACGGCGGCCCGGAGGGGAAGAGCUCGUCGCGCAGCCCGGACCCGCACCCUCGCUCGUGGGGCUCCAGCCGCUCGCCCUCCAAAUCCCGCUCGCGCUCCGCGGAGAAGAGGGCCCGCAGCCCCAGCCGCUCGCCGUCGCCCAAGAAAACCCUGGGCCGGGACAAGGACGGCGAGGGCCGCGCGAGGCACGCCGAGGCCGAGGCCGCCCGCGCCCGGCGCCGCUCCCGCAGCUACUCGCCCAUCCGCAAGCGGCGCCGGGACUCGCCCAGCUUCAUGGAACCGCGGCGCAUCACCAGGUCCAGCCUGCUGAGUGGCCUGUGGCCAGCCUGGGGGCCGGGUGGACCCCUCUCCACAGGCUGCAGGGGAGAUGCCCAUUGCCCGAAAACGUCCCAUCCCCUACUACCGGCCCAGCCCCUCGUCCUCCUCCAGCUGCCUGAGCAGCGACUACUCAAGCCGGAGCCCCAGCCCAGGCCACAGCCAUGGAAGCUACAGCAGCCGCAGUCGGACCCGCAGCCGCACUCGCAGCCCCUCCCGGACCCCCAGUCCCAGCUACCACAGCCGGAGCAGCUCAGAGAGCGGGGGCUUCUGAGCCCAGCCGACCCAGUUUCGUGCCCCCUGGCACAGGGAGAGGCGAGGGGUCAGGACCCAGGAGCUGCAGGGGGCCUGCAAAGAGGUCCCGGGUCCAGGGAAGACCUUGAGGGUGGGGGCCCUGAAGACAAAGAGGAGCUGGAUUCUGCUGCUUCUGGAGGGCCCCCGCCCUCACCUCCUGCUCACCCACCACGUCCAGGGAACAAAGAGCCGUUUCGAACACAGGGAUCACCUUGCCCCGCUUCCUGCUUGAUGCCAGCUCACCAGGCUGGGGACCUCAGCUCAGUGGACCCAGGGACACCUUUGACGGUGCCAGACCUGGGAGCCUCCCCUGCCACUCCAUAGGACCCUCAGCUCCUCUCUACCACUGGGCGGACACGGAGAUGGGACAGCAAGCCGGAGCUAAGUUAGACAGGAGGAAGAAUGGCCUAACCCUUGGUGCACCACCAUCCAGGCUGAGGAACCACUUCCUUUGAGCCGGCUGCAGGAGGACCCUGGCUGAGGGCUGGAGGCUGGCCCCAGAGCCUCCCCAGACCCCUUCCCUGGCCCAAGAGUGCCCUGACUGGGUGGGCCCCUAAGCCCCAGCCUGAGGGGCCAGGGAGCUCACCCUCGGUCGCACCUCUCCAGGCCAGGCUCUUCCCUCCAGCCCUCGCCCCAUGCCCUGGGCCAAGGCCACGCCAGCCAGGCCUUCUGCAUGACAAGAGGUGGGAUAUACAGACCACAGCUGCAUCUGACCCUGAGAUCAAAAGGGGUUCGGGUCAGGAGGUGGAAGAGAGAAGCGGUAGAUGGAGGAGGAGCCUGGGAGGGGAAGAGCAAUGCAGUCGGCGGACUGAGCAGGCCUCGGGGUCCCGGUGUGCCCAGUGGCUGGGACCUGGGCCGGAUGGCAGCAGGCCUAGGAUGACGUGCCCUUUGGGGCUGCCCAAGGGAGCAGGGAGCCAAAGGGAGCACUUCCUCCUCCUCUUCCAGAGAGGGGUGCUACACCCCUUCGAAGAAAGGGUAGAAUCUAGACUGAGGGCCUUGGCCUGGGGCAUGGAUGGGGAAGCAGCGGCCCCCAGCCCUCUGCUGCUGCUCCCAGCCCCCUCCUCCCGGGGCCCUCAGGGAUCUCACGAAGUCUUCCUCGGCCCAACAGGGCAGAUGCCCUGGGCUCCGGUGGGGGGAGGGGUCUGGGGUCUGGUCCGGGUUCCCCCCUCUGUUUCCCCCUCCUUCUCCGCGGUGCGGAUAAAAAUUGGACUCUAAUAAAACACUUGGUGCCCGGAUGGCAGGUGGUGA
This is a messenger RNA of Balaenoptera ricei (Rice's whale), 3303 nucleotides long. RefSeq names its product serine/arginine repetitive matrix 3 (gene SRRM3). Gene Ontology annotation, molecular function: mRNA binding. The record is from RefSeq and is a predicted model, not a curated record. Lineage: Eukaryota; Metazoa; Chordata; Mammalia; Artiodactyla; Balaenopteridae.